Hydra vulgaris (swiftwater hydra) is the source of this 1682-nucleotide messenger RNA. Its product is annotated as RNA ligase 1. NCBI's taxonomy places the organism in Eukaryota, Metazoa, Cnidaria, Hydrozoa, Anthoathecata, Hydridae. The record is from RefSeq and is a predicted model, not a curated record. Gene Ontology annotation, molecular function: RNA ligase (ATP) activity. Gene Ontology annotation, biological process: response to reactive oxygen species.
GUUUUUAGUUAACAACAAAAAUUUUUUCACUAGGUGGUUUGACAACUAGAAAAACCUGGAAUUAUCAAUGGUUUAAAAUGCAGAUUACCUAAUCACAUCUUAUACUGCAGACCAGAAAUCAAUCAAUCACAGCUUAUACUGCAGACUUAGGUCAGGAAAUCAAUCAAUGGUUUCACACUGGAAUAGCUAUAAGAUUUGGUUUGAAACAAUUUUUUAUAAUUACUUAAUGUACAAAAACCAUGUCAAUGGCAAAAUUAAAUGUAUAUUCGAAAUUGAUAUUGUUCAGAAUGGUAAAGAUAGACAAACAGUUGUAGCAGGAGAACAUCUUACAGAGUCUUUUUCUAAAUGUUUAAAAAAUCAUGUAUUGCGACCGACUAUUAAAUUAGAUGGUACAUCUUGUUAUGUUGCAAAAUUCAAUGGAAAAUCGUGGCUAUAUGCUCGGCAUGAUGUUAAACCUAAUAAGAUGGUUUCUAGAAAAUAUAAACAAUAUCAGAAAAAUUAUGGUUUAAAAAAAGAAGGUUUUGUUUGGAAUUUGGAAACAGAUUAUAAUUUUCCAAAAAACUGGAUAGCAGCACAUAAUAAUCCAUUUGAUGGGUCUAUGUGCAGCAAACCAAUCCCUGCAGAGAAUGGGCAUUUAGUUGGAUGGGUUCCUGUUGAUCCAUCAGUGAGGACCCAUUUGUGGCAUUUAAGUGCAGUGGAUCUUAUUGGUGGCUUUUUUUUAUGUUUAAAUGAAAAUGCUGAAGAUGAAUCUUUAAUUGCUCGAAUUGCACUUUUAGAUGACUAUUUAGGAGCAACAUUCGAACUGAUAGGCACAAAGGUGAAUGGGAACCCAUAUGAUAUUGGCACUUCUAACUUUCCUGUUCAUUUUUACGUUCAACAUGGCGAGUUGUCUUUAAAGAAUCCUCCUGAAAUAAGUAAAAAAGAACUUUCAAAUUGGUUUGUUCAACAAAAAGAUGGUCUUGUGGAAGGCAUAGUGUGGCAUGGACCAGAUGGAAAUAUGUUUAAAAUACAUCGCCAUCAUUUAGGUUUGCCUUGGCCAGUUAAAAAUUUGCCCUUUUCGAAUAGAACUGUUUAUAUUGACUGCAAUGGUUAUGCUUGUGCAGAAAAUGUUUUAUUGAACAAGAUAGUUAUUUACUCAGGAAAAACAUUUGAUAAAAUUAAAAAUUUAUUUAAUGAUGAACCAUAUAACUUCUCCUAAUUAUUGUUUUGAAAUGUGUUUGUUUUAUUUAUAUGGUUAUAGUUUUGGUUGUAUAUAUGAUAACGACCUGGCAGUCUCUAACCAUGUAAGAAACUUCAUUACACGAACAGUACUUCAUUGUGGAAAAAAGUGAAUGGAUUAGGUACUCAAUAUAAAAAUUAAAAUCUUUAGAAUAUAUUAAUAGAUUGAAUUGUUGUUAUUACUUUUUUUUUAUUAGUUAUUUUUUGUUAAUUAAUAAACAUAAAAAGUUAUCUGUAUUAGUUAAGUAUUUAUUUAUGUUUGGGUUUGACCAAACACAAUUGUUUUAUAUAAAAUAUUUGCAGGUAAACUAGAGAUAAAAAUCAUAUUAGAUUUUUUUUAAUUGUCAAAUUUUUGUAUUAUUUUGCUUUUUAUUUUUUUUAUUUUAAUAAUUUUGUCAAUUUAAAAUUUACUUAUGUCUUACUGAUAUGAUCAUUUCAAAGGAAUUAAGAGAGAAUUUGAGGAA